GCUGGCGUCAUCAGCACGCGCCGCACCCGGAAGAGACGUGGCAGCGGAGGGAUAAUCGGAGCGGCCCGAGGCAGAGAGCGCAGAGCGGGAGGUCGGCUGAGCGCGGUGUCUCUCCUUCCGCGCCUCGGGCCAGCGCUCGCGCCCGUCGGCACCCGUGCGGCGGUCAAUCGACCCCUUUCUCAGGGUCGAAUAUGGGACUUUGCAAGUGCCCCAAGAGGAAGGUCACCAAUCUGUUUUGCUUCGAACACCGGGUCAACGUCUGCGAGCACUGCCUGGUAGCCAAUCACGCCAAGUGCAUCGUCCAGUCCUAUCUGCAGUGGCUCCAAGAUAGUGACUACAAUCCGAAUUGCCGCCUGUGCAACAUACCCCUCGCCAACCGGGAGACGACCCGCCUUGUCUGUUAUGACCUCUUCCACUGGGCCUGCCUCAAUGAACGUGCUGCCCAGCUACCCCGAAACACAGCGCCUGCUGGCUACCAGUGUCCCACCUGCAGUGGGCCCAUCUUCCCCUCAAACAACCUGGCUGGCCCUGUGGCUUCCGCACUGAGAGAGAAGCUGGCCACGGUCAACUGGGCCCGGGCAGGACUGGGCCUUCCUCUGAUUGAUGAGGUGGUGAGCCCAGAACCCGAGCCCCUCAACACCUCUGACUUCUCUGACUGGUCUAGCUUUAAUGCCAGUGGUACUGCUGAACAGGAGGAGAUAACCAGCACUUCCGCUGCCCCAUCGUUCUACAGCCAAGUCCCCCGGCCCCCCGCUUCCCCGAGCCGGCCCGAGCAGCACACAGUGAUUCACAUGGGCAAUCCUGAGCCCUUGACUCACGCCUCAGCCCCGAGGAAGGUGUAUGACACGCGGGAUGAUGACCGUUCACCAGGCCUCCACGGGGAUUGUGAUGACGACAAGUACCGUCGCCGGCCUGCCCUGGGCUGGCUGGCCCAGCUGCUCAGGAGCCGGGCUGGGUCUCGUAAGCGGCCGCUGACCCUGCUGCAGCGGGCAGGGCUGCUGCUGCUCCUGGGGCUGUUGGGCUUUCUGGCCCUCCUCGCGCUCAUGUCUCGCCUGGGCCGAGCCGCAGCUGACAGCGAUCCCAACCUGGACCCCCUCAUGAACCCUCACAUCCGUGUGGGUCCCUCCUGAGCCCUCGCUGGGAGCCGGGCCAGCCUAGGACCUGGGGGCCUGAGGUAGGGCGGUCUAGGGACUUUCCUUCUGCUCCUCUUUUUCAAGCCUGAGACACUAAGAUCCCAGGCCCAGUCCAGUCCAUGAGAGGGGCUGCUGGCUGGGCCUGGGGCCCCCGCAGGGCAAACGUUUGUCUUGACCUGCUUACCCUGAGUCUCCAGCCCCCCCGCCCUCCCCACAAAGGAGAUGACAGGUGGAAAUAAAUGACAGACUUUAUUAAAA
Messenger RNA from Mustela erminea (ermine), 1391 nucleotides. It is a transcript of the gene ZFPL1, whose product is annotated as zinc finger protein like 1. Gene Ontology annotation, cellular component: Golgi apparatus. NCBI's taxonomy places the organism in Eukaryota, Metazoa, Chordata, Mammalia, Carnivora, Mustelidae. The record is from RefSeq and is a predicted model, not a curated record.